This is a messenger RNA of Geodia barretti, 1449 nucleotides long. Lineage: Eukaryota; Metazoa; Porifera; Demospongiae; Tetractinellida; Geodiidae. The record is from the annotation of a GenBank genome assembly.
AUGAUGGUAAAAGCCAUCUCCGGUGGCGGCGGCAUCGGCAUCCACGUGGUGCACACCAUGGCGGAACUGGAGCCCAUCAUCGAGCGGACCCGCAAAACCGCCCAGGCCGCCUUUGCCGACCCCAGCCUGUUCUACGAACGUUACCUUCAGGGCGCGUCCCAUGUCGAAGUCCAGCUCAUCGCCGACCACGUCGCAACCAGAAACUCAUCGAAGAAACGCCGGCAUCGGCCAAACUGCCCCGCAGACGUACGGGAACAAAUCGGUCGCCUGUCCCGCCAGUUGGGCCGCGAGGUUGGUUACACCAACGCCGGCACUGUCGAAUUCCUGGUUACCCCCGACGGCCAUUUCUUCUUCCUCGAGAUGAACCCCCGGUUGCAGGUCGAGCACGGCGUAACCGAGCUGCUCACCGGACAGGACAUCGUUGAGAUGCAGCUCCAGUCGGCUGCCGGCAUCGCCUUCUCCCAGCGCCAGGGUGACAUCACGGCCAACGGCCACGCCAUCGAGGCCCGCGUAUAUCCGGAAGACCCCGACACCUGCCUGCCCAACACCGGCGUCGUCACCGAUCUCCUCCUGCCCCACGGAGACAACGUCCGCGUGGAUACCGCGCUUUGCAUCGGUUACGAGGUUUCGCUACACUACGAACCGCUGUUGGCCAAGGUCAUGGUUUGGGCUCCCGACCGUGACGCCGCCAUCGCCGCAUUGGACACUGCACUGGCCGAUUUCACCAUUGAAGGCGUCACCACCAACAUACCGCUGCUGCGCGAUGUUCUUGCCAGUCCCGAAUUCACGUCCGGGACAUACAAUACCGGCAGCCUGGCCGAUAUUUUGGACCGGCGACAGCAAUCCCGCCGGGCCGCCAUGAACGGCCACAGUUCGGCAGUGUCCACCAACGGACACCACAACGGAUAUGAUCCCGGCCUCGCCCAGAACCCUCGGGCGCUGGCCGCCGCCAUCGGGGCCGCGGUUCUGGCUGCUCAGGCCGGACAGCAGGACCCGGCGGGCGCACAGGCCCCUGGCUCGCGCUGGCGGAUGCAGGGUCGCCGGGAACUAUUCCAUUCGCAGGUUGGCGACCUUGGCCAGUCGCCGGUCGAGGUUACCGUAGAUGGCGAAACCUUUCUUAUCGACAUCGGAGUGGCCGACGCACCCACUCCGCCGCGCCGGGGCCGUCCGUCUGGCGGACUCUCCGUACCUGACGCCCCAACGCCUGGCGGCCCCGGCGCAGCAGCCCCCGUCAAUGACGACAUCCUGCGUUCACCCAUGCCGGGCCGCGUCAUGUCGGUGAUGGUGCGUCCGGGUGACGCGGUGUCCGCCGGGGAUGAAGUGUGCGUGGUCGAAGCGAUGAAAAUGGAACAGAGCAUUCUGGCCCACCGGGACGGCGUGGUUAAAACCGUGUUCGUACAGCCCCUCGACUCAGUCAGCGCCAACGAUCCCCUCGUCGAACUGGAGUAG